AUGGUCAACUUGGAUGAAUUCCUUGUCGUUGUAGCUCAAGCGACAGAUGACUUUCAUGAGAAUAAUGAUCUUUCUGAUUAUGGCUUGAUGAGGUUUACAUUUAACAAUCCAGUGGAAGGUGAUUUUGAAAAUUGUCCAAAUGAUGGAAAAACUCUUUGUAAGUGGGAAGGAGAAACAGAAUUGGAAAGUGAUAAUUAUGUUAUAACUGAUGAAGAUCUCGGGACAUCUGCAAGCAGAGGUGAUUGGAUAAUGCUAAGAGAAAAAAAUGCUAAACAAAAAUUAAUUUUGUGUGGCAGGAAACCAUCACUCGCAAUCGGAUUUAAUAAAUCAUAUAGCACUGGUGUUAGCGGGCCUGUUGUAGGUAUUGAUUUAGGUACAACUAAUUCUUGUGUAGCGGUAAUGGAAGGUAAUUCACCAAAAGUGCUCGAGAAUUCAGAAGGUGCAAGAACAACUCCAUCAAUAAUAGCAAUAUCAAAAGAUGGUGAAUUAUUAGUUGGUCAAGCUGCUAAGCGCCAGGCCGUUGUUAAUCCAACAAAUACAAUAUAUGCCACAAAAAGAUUAAUAGGGCGUAGUUAUAACGAUAAAUCAGUUCAACAUGAUGCAAAAUCAGUCCCAUACAAAAUAAUAAAACAUUCAAAUAAUGAUGCGUGGGUUGAAGCUUCAGGGAAAAAAUACUCUCCUUCACAAAUUGACAGUUUGGCCAUUCAACGUAUUAGAGAAGCUGCAGAAAAAGCAAAAAUUGAACUUUCAUCGACCCUACAAACAGAUAUCAAUCUUCCAUAUAUUACAGCUGAUAACAGCGGACCAAAGCAUAUUAAUAUUAAAUUGACAAGAGCAAAGCUUGAAUCAUUGGUUAAGAAAUAUGUUGAUCGUACAAUUGAGCCUUCAUCAUCAGGUCUAACCAGUAAUGAAAUCAACAAGAUGAUAGAUGAGGCUGAAAAGUUUGCUGAAUCAGAUGCAAAACGUAAAGAUGUUAUUGAGGCAGCUAAUCAUGCAGAAUCAGCGAUUCAUGAAACAGAGAAAAAUUUAGAUCGAUUCAAAAAUGAAGUGGAUGCUGAGGGUGUCACUAAGCUUAAAGAAAAAAUAGAGAAAUUAAGAG
Molecule: messenger RNA, 1099 nt
Organism: Entrophospora sp. SA101
Lineage: Eukaryota; Fungi; Glomeromycota; Glomeromycetes; Entrophosporales; Entrophosporaceae
Source: the annotation of a GenBank genome assembly